Molecule: messenger RNA, 769 nt
Organism: Taeniopygia guttata (zebra finch)
Lineage: Eukaryota; Metazoa; Chordata; Aves; Passeriformes; Estrildidae
Product: feather keratin 4-like
Cellular component (GO): intermediate filament
Molecular function (GO): structural constituent of cytoskeleton
Source: RefSeq, a predicted model, not a curated record
GGGGCAGGGGCCGCACAGCCCUGGUGUCAGCAGCAGCAGCAGCAGGGAGUGUCCCCUGCGCAGAUUGGCCCAGCUGGAGCUGAGCAAUGCCAGAGCUGCUAUAAAAGCCCUGCCUGGGCCAGACUGGACCAAGCAGUGCCCUGGCCACCUUCUCCUCCUCGGGAACAAGGAGCAGCCUCGCGUCCCACGCCAAGAUGUCCUGCUACGACCUGUGCCCACCCCGCACCAGCACGGACCUGUGCCCACCCAGAACCAGCGUGGCUGUGCCCCAGCCCAUCGCUGAGAGCUGCAACGAGCUGUGCGCCCGCCAGUGCCCCGACUCCUCUGCCUUCAUCCAGCCACCGCCCGUGGUGGUCACCUUCCCCGGCCCCAUCCUCAGCUCCUUCCCCCAGCAGGCCGUGGUGGGCUCCUCCGGAGCACCGGCCUUUGGCGGCUCCCUGGGGCUGGGCGGCCUCUACGGCGCCGGCGCCACCCAGGCCUCGGGGGGCCUCUGCACCUUUGGCAGAGCCUCCGCUGCUGCCGCCUGCAGCCCCUGCGCCUUGCCCCGCUACAGCAGGAGGCUCUGGGACACCUGCGGGCCCUGCUAGAGCCACCACCAACAGCCCCAGACCCCCGCCGCCGCCUCAGCCCAGCCUGGAGAAGUUGAGCUCUGCACAAGCUGCCCUGGCCUCCUGCAGCCCGUGACACCCGGCCUGCCCGGGGCCUGCCCCCCGUCCCCAUCCCUGCCUCUCCUGCCCUUCUUGGCACAAUAAAGUUUUCCUGCAUCCAA